CACAUUCAUCCGCGUCAGACUGAAGCUUGAAACUAUUCCGGAAGCAGUGCCUGAAAUUUUGCAAAAAGUAGACUGGGUUUUGCAUCUAAACAAAUAUAAAAAGAACACCUGCGAACAAAAAGUGUUGCAACCUACAAAUGAACUAAAUGUCUACCCUUCAUUUAAAGGACGGAUUUUAUAAAAUCGAAUUAAAUAAGACUAUCUGGGAAGUUCCACAGCGAUACCAACUUCUGUCCCCUGUAGGGGCUGGGGCCUACGGGCAAGUUUGCUCGGCCCUCGACACACAAACCAAUAUUAAAGUUGCUGUAAAGAAAUUAGCCAGACCCUUCCAGUCAGUCAUUCAUGCCAAACGUACUUACAGAGAAAUUCGUAUGUUAAAACAUAUGAACCAUGAAAAUGUUAUAGGUUUAUUAGAUAUUUUUACACCAACUUCAACGUUGGAAGAUUUCAACGAUGUCUACCUCGUCAAUACCUUAAUGGGUGCAGAUCUUAAUAAUAUAAUAAAAACACAAAGACUUAGCGAUGAUCAUGUACAGUUUUUAGUUUACCAAAUUCUUAGAGGACUGAAGUAUAUACAUUCAGCUGGAAUUAUUCAUAGGGACUUAAAGCCAAGUAACAUUGCAGUUAAUGAAGACUGUGAACUGAAGAUCUUAGAUUUUGGUCUGGCUAGACAUACAGAAGAUCAGAUGACAGGUUAUGUGGCUACCAGAUGGUACAGGGCACCAGAAAUUGUAUUGAACUGGAUGCAUUAUGGACAGACAGUUGAUAUAUGGUCAGUAGGAUGUAUAAUGGCAGAAAUGUUAACAGGAAAAGCAUUGUUCCCUGGAAAUGAUCAUAUUGAUCAGUUAACAAGAGUUCUGUCCCUUGUUGGAACUCCUAAUCAAAAACUGCUUGACAAAAUAUCUAGUCCAGAGGCUAGAAAUUAUGUUGCCUCAAUGCCAAAAUGGCCAAAGAAAGACUUCAGAGAAGUUUUCAUUGGAGCGAAUCCUCUUGCAAUUGAUUUGAUGGAGAGGAUGUUAGAUUUGGAUUCGGAGACUCGUAUCACUGCAGAAGAUGCACUUGCUCACCAAUACUUAGCUCAAUAUUCCGACCCCAAUGAUGAACCGACAGCAGCACCAUUUGAUCAAUCUUUUGAAAAUAUGGAAUUAAGUAUACCUGAGUGGAGGAGGAAUUGUUAUACAGAAGUACAGGCUUGGAAUCCUUCCUGAGCUACAAGACAGAUGUUAUAGAUAUUUUUAUGUAUAUUGUUAGUUAUUGUUAGUCUUCAGAGUGCUGUAAAACUCUGUGAUGAUCAAACAUUUUGUAUGAUGUUUUCAUUCUGUCAUAGGGCAGUUACUUAGUGCUGCUAUUUCUUCCUAACCAUUUAAUGCUUUUGUUUAGAUAUAUCAAAAUUGAAUUUGCAUAAAGUUUCAUAUUGGAACAUUUCUGUUGGGUAAUUUUUUUUCAGAACAGUAUGAAGCAGUUUUUCAUUAAAAAAAAUGAUUAAAUUUCAUUUUGUUGGAAGUUAUAGAACUCAUGAUCAUGUCAUCAAUUUAAAAAAUAUAACUUGAAAUUUAUAAAAUUUUAUUUGAAUAAAUUAAAAAAAUUAAUAGGAAAGGUGAUGUUAAAUAUAAAAGGAAACAUCAUGUUGAAAUAUAUACCACAUUCCAAAUAUCAAAAACCUGUCAAAGGAUAAAAAGACCAGGAGCAGGGAAAGAUAAUCAAUUUGACAUCUUACAGGGAGAUAUAAAUAUUAUAACAUUAUAACCUUAGCAUUGGAUUCUUAAUGACAGGAUUAUAUGUGUCAUGCUGUCAUAUAUAUCAGAGAAACUAAAUUAGAAAUAUCCCCUUUUAAAAUAAAAUAUCUUAAUAUCCAGUUUUUUGUGGUAUAUGUGUUUUCUACAUAUUUGAAUAGUAAAAAAAAAAUUAUAUACUGAAUUGUGAAAAAAAUCAUGCAAUAUAAUGUAUUGUUAUUUAAAGUAUAAAACUUGAAUUUGUAUUUUUGUUCUCAUUACAGCAUUCCAAACUUUGCUAAAUAUUUGGCUAAAUAGUGGCCUUUUUUGAUGCUUUUUAUAAAAUUAAGUUUUGAAUUACUUUUUUAUGGCAUGUUUUGUUUGGAUAAUAUUUUAUUUAUGUUUUAUUUUUUGUCAAUAUUAAAGCAUUUUUUUCUGUCUCUCUUAUAGCUUAUUGAUGCAUCAUUUGCAACCACUACAUUGUGUGGUAUAAGCUGCCAAUAUAGCCUGAUUUACAGUAUUCCAUAAAAAAAAAACUUAAAAUUUAAAGUGUCAGAAAAACAUACACAUUUGUCUAGAUUGUUUAUGUUAGAAAAAAAGCUCAUUUAACUUGUUUGAAAGUAACAAUUAUUGCACCAGAAAAGUAUUUUUGGAAAAGCUGUUUAUAAUUAUUGCGCAAUAGUCAUUUCAUUCUCAUUUUAUUUAAUUUAUUCCUUCAUUUCAAAAAUAAGAAGUUAUUUUGGGGAAAGUUAUUAAUUAGAUUUUUGAAAUUUGUAUGUGUCUAUCAUGAUUGGCAGCUGUAAGCAUGUACUUUAAUAAUUUUCUUUUAAGUGGCAAACAAUAGUUUAAAAAGAAAAUGUGAAAUAUUCAGAAAUGUUUAAUAUAUUGCAUCCUUUGAUGUAGACGUAUCUUUUAGUUUUGAUUGUUUGUUUAAUGAUUAAGUAAUGGUCAUAAUUUAUGUUGCAUCUACUAAUGUUUGCAAGAAAGCAUGAUUAAGGUGGUACACUUUCACUUAAAUUAAUUUGGCUCGUUUAAUUUUCUUGAAAUUUGACAAAGUAUUUACUUUGACCCUUUGACAAAAAUAUAAAAAUUUUAAAAUAUUUGAACCAACCAUUUUAUCAGAAAAAUUACGCUGGUUAUAUAGCAGUUUGACAAACACUUAUUUUGAUCAUUGAGAAGCUUAAUAUUCCUUUUACAGCACAACGUAAUUAAAAUGUUUAGCUGACUUUACAGAGUUAUCUCCCUGUAGUGUUAGGUACCACCUUAAAUAUCCCUUUUGUAUGUACUUUUCAAAAGCUGCCUCAAAUUUUUAAAUCAUUUGUUUAUAAAGUAAUGUUUCAUAAGAUAACUUUAUUUUCUUCAAUAUUUGCUUAUGUAACUAAUCACAAAACUGCACUCUCUCUUUUCAAGAUGCUUCAUAAGUUUUUUUGUUAUUUUUAAGUCAAUAUUUCUAUGUUUUAGACUCAUUUCAUCAUCCUGGUUUUGCAUAUAUUUAUUUGCAUUUCUCAUUUUUAAUCCCAUUAAAAAAAGUUAUCUUACAGUUUAUCAGGGAGUGCAAUCAUUAUGAAACCUGAUAUAAAUAAAACUUUCUACAAAAAUUUCCUACAGACAUGUAAUAAUUGUUGGAGCAAAAUUCAUCACGACUCUUUUUAUAGUGAUUGUAUUUGUAAACUAGAGAUGACACUUAAGUCUAAUGGUAUAUAUUGUUAGUAAGGUUUGUCUAUCUGUCUGUUUGUUACACGAGGGGAAGAGGAAGAUUUACACAUGUUUAAUAUAAUAGUUCAGUUAUUGCUGUGCAAUUUGUUCAUAAAAAUUUUUAGAAAAUGUGCAAAUUUAUAUGUACCAGUAAUCUUUUUUUUCAUACCAAUACAUGCUGGUAGUUUGUAAAUUUGUUUUUUAAUUAUUGAAGCAUGAAAAUUUUGUUGAAAAGUUUAAAGUGGAAAAGAAGCAGAAAUUUAGCAUCAAAUGCUUAACCUAUGUUUAGGAAAUAUUUUCUCUACUAUUCAACAAAAGAAUAUCACCGUUUACAACAGAGAUUGUUGAAAAGAUCUUUUUGACAUGCAUGUCAGCAAAAUUAAGAAAUAUUGCUUGUAGGCACUCAAAUAUACAGUUCUGAAACUUUUUUUUUUAUUAAAUAGAUAGGACUUUUUCAUAUGAAGAAGUCAUAACAAAGUUGUCAAAUUUAUGUUUAAACUGUUUAUCAGUAAAAUUAUUUCAAUUUUCAUGAAAAAAAUACUAAAAUGAAAAGCUCUAGUGUGUAAGGGAUUUACCUAACUCUAAGAUAACAUACUUCUUUUUAAAUUUAGCUUUACCAUUUUGAAUAUUGCCAUUAUAUACCAAAUUUAAAAAUGCUUAAUGAAAUAUUUCUUUUACUGCCUUAUUUGAACAAUUUAUGAUAAAAGUAUACAAUAUGUUUGUUUAUAAUGUUGCUGUUAUGUACAUCAAAUAUAUUAUCUUAAUGUUUAUUUUUAAGACAAAUACAUUUCAUUGGGAGAGAUGAGUAAAUCAAAUAUCAUUAUGAAUGUUCUUAUCUGAAAAUGUCUGUAAACAGUCCAUUUGCCAAUUUCAAAUUUGUUUUUGAUUUUGUUAUUACAAACUUCUUACACAAAUUGCUUAACUUUGUCAAUCAUAUACUUCUUCUAUACCAAAACAAAAUUGGUUUUGAGCACGCAACAAUGGUAAUAACAAAAUGAUAUAUUAAAUUUUUAACCAAUUUUAAAGGAAAAAUACUAAAAAUGUGUGGCAUAUCAAGAAAUUAAAUACUUUUAAAAGUUUUGAAAAUUAGGUUUAUACAGUACACAUCUUUUUUUUAGUUUUUCUUUGGCAAUGAAAAAUUAUUUCCCUUUUAAUGAUGUAGAAAACUAGAAAUAGAUCUCUAAUUACAGGGUCAAUUACAGGAAUUGGCAAAUAGGAUAUUAAGGCUACACAACAGUUAAAAACUAAAUGUGUUCAUUCUUUUUCCACUAUGAACAAUAUUUAUAUAUGAAUAUGUUGAAGCUUUAGAGUAAUUUUUAUAUGCUGUAUUUGUAUUGUAAGAAAGAUACAGACAUUAUUGAAUGUUAUAAAAACUCUUGUUAUUUGUUGAAUAAUGCACUCUGGUUAGAUAAGUAUGCAAUCUUUUACAUUAUGGAGGUUCACUUAAGGUGGUACCCAACACUUUCACUAAAAUGGCUCGUUUAAUUUUCAUAAAAUUUUGACAAGGUAUUUUCUUUGACCCUUUUACAAUUUUGAACCAACUGUUUUGUCAGAAAAAUUACACUGGUUAUGUAGUAGUUUGACAAACACCAAUUUUGAUCAUUGAGAAGCUUAUCAUUCCCUUUACUACACAACGUAAUUUAAAGGUUAAGCUGAUUUUACAGAGUUAUCUCCCUGUAGUGUUAGGUUCCACCUUAAGAUGAAUUAAUUCCAUGAAAUACAUGUUUUAAAAUUACUGAUGCAUUGAAGUACUUCAAAAUCUUGAUUGGUUAACAAAAAAUAUAUGUAGGCUUUGCAUAAUAUUGGACAAAGUUUGCAUACUUGAUAAGCUGAUGUGAAAAGUACAAGUCAAUAAAACAAUGGAAAGAAGACUAUCAUUUUCAAAUAUUUAUCCUGAUUUAAUUAGGAACUUACUAGUAAGAGAAUGUAAUGGAAAUUGGAAUUUUGAAAGAUUUUUGUCAUUUAUAGAUAACAACAAUAGUACAUUAAAAGUAUGUUGCAAAAAAAUGAAUUGAUAUGAAAAGCUUAAUGGGAAUGAAAUAUCUGUUAUUGACAAUAGUUCUUAUCUAUUGAUAUGCAUCGUUGUAUUUCUUGGAGAAAUAAUGCAAUUAAAGCAAAUAAAAAGAAAAGCCUUUGUUA
Mytilus trossulus (common blue mussel) is the source of this 5546-nucleotide messenger RNA. Its product is annotated as mitogen-activated protein kinase 14-like. NCBI's taxonomy places the organism in Eukaryota, Metazoa, Mollusca, Bivalvia, Mytilida, Mytilidae. Gene Ontology annotation, cellular component: nucleus; cytoplasm. Gene Ontology annotation, biological process: intracellular signal transduction; protein phosphorylation. The record is from RefSeq and is a predicted model, not a curated record. The coding region runs from base 147 to 1208 and encodes 353 amino acids. Gene Ontology annotation, molecular function: MAP kinase activity; ATP binding. The transcript is spliced from 12 exons.